AUGUUGACGGCGCCGCCGAGACGCGGCCUCUGCGAUCCGUUGCUCAGCCGUGCACCAGCCAACAACACGAUCGUCCACGCCAGCAGCAAGAAUCGCGUGCGCGACCACAUCUCUCGCGGCUGCCUACGGCGAAACCACCUGGAACAGACACGACCAGGCUGCUUCAACACACUGAAAUAAUCGGCCGAACUGGGACUUUCGCACUAUAGGUAGGUGUAGGUUGCCUAGUGCAGCCCUUUUUUAAUUUAACGAUCUAUGUUAAAAAGAUUAUUCACAGGCGAGAGAGAGAGAGAGAGAGAGAGAGAGAGACUGGUGGCAGAAAUUAUUUUUCAAAAAGCAAGCUGUUAGAAGAUAUUUGUUGAAGCUACUAGAAAGCUGUUGAGUUUAGCAAUUAGUCGUUGUUACGUCGUUGUGCUGGUGAAGCGAGUGAGUUUCUCGCAUUGGAAUUGUUGGUAGCUUUGAAAAUAUCGAUCCCACUAAUAUACAGCGUAAGAGGAUUGCAAUGAAGCGUCCACCAUACCUGACCCGACCGCUUUUCCCUCUCUGCGAUUUCUUCCCUCUGCGGAUUCUCAGCGUUCCUUCGAGUCUGUUGUCAAACGGCGUUUUCUCGCGAUACUAACUUUAACGUUGAAAUCUCUGACAUCGUGCGAAUCGUUAAAAUAUGCCUCACUGGCAACGAAAGUUGCAUCCCGACGUGUUCCCAAUCCUUUGCUACUACUCUUCUCCAAGUGAAGCUUUUUAUAAAGCUCUCCUUACUCGAUACUUCUUCGUUCUGAUACCUGAGAGUUUCUCUGUUCAUCGGAUGGCAUUCUGAAGCAUUCAAGAAGCUUCAAACAUUUAUUUCCCGAUACGUUGGAUCUUCUGCAUCUUUGCAACGAAUAAUUUCACCACGAUCAAUUUCAAACGAUCGAACGCACAAAACUGAUCCUUGAAACGUGGCAAUUUCCUCGCGCCAUCGAGCUCACCAGUUCCGCCACGAUUAAUUAAAAACUACUAACUCUCACUAUCUCCAUUUUGUUGAAGUUGCAUCUGACGCGAGUAAAGUGUUUUCGACUCUCGGUGUCGUCAGCUGGUCGCCGUCCUCGCGAGUACAACGAGUCACCGCGCGGGUAGAUCGCCGCGAGUUAUCUCGUUUUGUAGGUCUAGGUGUACAUCGUCGAGGCGUUUGCAGAAGCAGUACGUGGCCUUCAUCCCCACCUAACCACCGAGCGAACACCUUGGUCUAACGCGGUGUAACGCUGCUCAAGUCGGGCAGCGAUUUGUGAAGAUUCGAGACUCAUUUGGGCAUCUGAUCUAUCAUUUUCUUUCUUAGAAAAUUAUAAAAUCUUCCUCACUUUAACGCGCGGUUGAUAAGUAAGUAUAAAAACGGAUAUCAUUCGUAUCGAGGAGAGAGGAAGAAUUUCUCAAAAUAGUUUUCAAAGCCUCGUGUGCUCGACGCUUGAGGUUCACAACUUCUAAAAAGAAAAAGAGAGAACGAAUUUCCUUCGCUUCGAGAGCUAUCGUAUUCUAUGCAAGUAAUAGUUCGCCUUAUAAUUUUUUUCUUUUCUAUCUCCUUCUAUUUCUAUGGAUGCUCGACAGCUUCGUAUUAAAGGAUUGCUCUUUCAAAGAUUCCCGGGUGUGUUCUAAUUUUUUUCACAAACCGAAACAAGAAAUCUUAUUUAAUAUAAUAUAUAAUGAUAUAUCAGUGAAGAUCUUCGAAGUUUCAAGGAUUUUUCCGACGAAACCGCAGUUUCGAUGUCUCUCUCAAUGAUCUGGAUUUUUCUUGUCCCGAAGGCUCGAGGAGGAUCUGCAAGGAGCGGUUCCCGGGCAGUGAUUGUCGUUCGUCUCGGUUGGCCGCGUACACGCGAAUUCGUGCAUCUUGAUAAACGUCCACACGACACGCGAUCGAUCGUUAUGCACAUCGACUGCGAUUUAUGCGCCGCUCUGUAUUAACGGUAUAUAUCGUUGGUGGAGUGCGUUUGACAAUGAAACUGUUCACUUCCGUGUUAAUAACUGAACGUAAAUCUGGCCUUUCAGCAUUCUCUCUUCCCCUGUCUCUAAAGUUUUUCCCGCCUUACGAAAUUUUUCUUUACGUUCUUUCAACUUUUUUCAGCGUUCCUUGCGAAACGAGAGAGUCAAAGACAAUUUACUGACCUUCGGCAUUACAUCGACAGCUUGCCGUAAAACUCAGAAAAGAAAAUCAAUGGAAACUGGAACAACAAAUGGAAACGCACGUAAAAAUCCUCAUGUGGCUAAUAAUAAUGAAAAGUGAACUUUUUAAGAAGACAAUUGCUCGUUCUCUACCGAGACACGACCAAGUUGUAAUUUCAAGGAUCAUAACGGGCUAUGAUGAUCAAACUCAUCUAUCAGUAUCUUCUCAACAAAGAAGAUCCCCCAACUCG
Heterotrigona itama is the source of this 2381-nucleotide messenger RNA. Lineage: Eukaryota; Metazoa; Arthropoda; Insecta; Hymenoptera; Apidae. The record is from the annotation of a GenBank genome assembly.